This is a messenger RNA of Parascedosporium putredinis, 1053 nucleotides long. Lineage: Eukaryota; Fungi; Ascomycota; Sordariomycetes; Microascales; Microascaceae. The record is from the annotation of a GenBank genome assembly.
AUGUCUUCGACUCCGUUCAUUGCGGAGCUGGACAUCGGAGUGCCCCCGAACCGCUUCCAACUCUCCUCGCCCACAUCCUCCCUCGCCACCUCCCGUCGCGAAAUCUUUGUCCGCUGGCAGCAAUCCACCGAGGCCAGCCAAAUCCUCUCCAUCAUCGAGGUCGUCCCGCCCGCGCCCUUUGAGUCUCCCACCGCCGGACCCAACGCCCCGGCCCGCGAGAUUGAGCGCUUUCUCGACCUGAACCGCGAUUUCGUCCUCCCGCUCUACGCCGUGCCCCGCAACACGAACCAGGAUGAAUGGAAUAUCGAGGUGGGCUACGGCCAGGGGACGUCGCGCAUCGACUACCCGUUCCGAAGCAGGGAGGGCGCCGCCCGCUUCCAAUCCUUGAUCACGGGCUACGAACCUAUCGCGCACUUUGACCGCCUCGGCUGCGUCGUCACGUAUCAGCGCGGCUGGCAGAUUCCCCGACCGCAGUUCGCUGGGUAUGGAGAGAUACAGCUCUGGCGCGAGCCCGAAGAAGGAUUUGCGGCCGACGCUGCGUCGCCGAGCGGGCGGGAAGAAGCCCUCCUCCGAAUCGUAGACAAGAACGGCCCACUCUUCAAGGCCGAAAAGCACCUCCCGACCCAAGACAAAGUCUCCCUGAGCGCAUGGAACCUCGCCGCCGUAGGUCGCCGCAGAGCCACCUCCGCCUUCAAGAUCCUCGAGUGCACGCAGCUAGCGCUCAACUUUGGGAGCUGCAAGGACCCGGCCAACCUCGAGCAGCGCGCGUUCUUCCAGCGGCAGCUCCUCGUUCUGCAGUGCGAAUACCGAGCGAAAUGGGCAAACCAGUCGAUCAACCAGAAGCAGGAGAUGCAGGCGCAGGUCCGGGAGAUGCGCGAGCCGGUCUCCAUGAGGAAGGCGCUACGGUCUCUCUUGUCCCUGUCCCCGAGCAUGCCGAGUCUGCCGGAGAUCACGGCCGAGCCGUUUGUCGUGGACUUUGAAACCCGGGGGCGAGCGAGCUUGGUCCGAGCUCGCGAUUUGCCCAUCCGGCGGAGCUCGAGCCGACGCCCGUGA